AUGUUGAAGAAUUAUUCUACCGCCACUGAAUUUUAUCUACUUGGCUUCCAUGGCUCCAAAGAACUACACGAUAUUCUUUUUGCCACUUUCUUCUUUCUCUACUCAGUGACAGUCAUGGGGAACAUGGUCAUCAUUGUGAUUGUCUGUGUUGAUAAACGUCUGCAGUCCCCCAUGUAUUUCUUCCUUGGCCACCUCUCAGUCCUAGAGAUCCUGAUCACAUCGGUUGCUGUCCCCUUAAUGCUCUGGGGGCUGCUGCUUCCAGGGAUGCAGGCAAUGUCUUUGACAGCCUGUAGUGCACAAUUAUAUUUGUACCUUUCUUUGGGUACGUCGGAGUUAGUAUUAAUUGGAGCAAUGGCUGUGGACCGUUAUGUGGCUGUCUGUAACCCUUUGAGGUACAACAUCAUUAUGGACAGCCACACCUGCAUCUGGGUGGUCAUUGUGUCAUGGGUGUUUGGGUUCCUAUUUCAAAUCUGGCCAGUCUAUGCCACAUUUCAGCUUACCUUCUGCAAAUCAAAUGUGAUAGACCAUUUUUUAUGUGACCGAGGGCAACUGCUCAAACUAUCCUGUGAUGAUAGCCUUUUCACAGAGUUUAUCCUUUUUUUAAUGGCUGUAUUCAUUAUUGUUGGUUCUUUGAUCCCUACAAUCAUCUCCUACACCUACAUCAUCUCUACUAUCCUCAAGAUCCCCUCAGCCUCGGGGCGGAGGAAAGCUUUCUCUACUUGUGCCUCUCACUUCACCUUUGUUGUGAUUGGCUAUGGUACCUGCUUGUUCCUCUAUGUGAAACCCAAGCAAACACAGGCAGCUGAGUACAACAGGGUAGCAUCACUGAUGGUUUUAGUGGUGACCCCUUUCCUGAACCCAUUCAUCUUCACCCUCCGGAAUGACAAAUUCAUAGAGGCCUUUCGAGAUGUCAUGAAACGCUGCUAUCAACUCCUCAAGGAUUAG
Messenger RNA from Leopardus geoffroyi (Geoffroy's cat), 945 nucleotides. RefSeq names its product putative olfactory receptor 9A1. The record is from RefSeq and is a predicted model, not a curated record. Gene Ontology annotation, molecular function: olfactory receptor activity; G protein-coupled receptor activity. The transcript has a single exon. Gene Ontology annotation, biological process: G protein-coupled receptor signaling pathway. Gene Ontology annotation, cellular component: membrane. NCBI's taxonomy places the organism in Eukaryota, Metazoa, Chordata, Mammalia, Carnivora, Felidae. The coding region runs from base 1 to 945 and encodes 314 amino acids.